Cotesia congregata is the source of this 807-nucleotide messenger RNA. NCBI's taxonomy places the organism in Eukaryota, Metazoa, Arthropoda, Insecta, Hymenoptera, Braconidae. The record is from the annotation of a GenBank genome assembly.
AUGGCCACCGACAGCAUACAAAGAUAAUUGUAAAUUAUAAAACUUACCUAGCCCGUGACGAUGAGUAUUCAUUGGCGGUAGUCUACUCCACUUGAGCGUUGAAAAGUCUAAUCUCUCAACACUGUCUAGAGUCUUUAAUCCAUCACGACCACCUACGAUAAUCAGCUUAGAUUCGACUACAGCUGCUCCGAAUUGCAAACGACGGCCAUUCAUACUUGCUAAAUUUUUCCAAGUAUUAUCACAAGGAGAAAAUGCGUCUAUUGACGUUGCACCCUUGUGAUCGUCCAUUCCGCCGACUGCUAACAAUUGUCCUACGGUGGCUUUACGGGGUCGUGUACGGCAUGACUGAAGUAGAGGACGACGUUCAGGUAGUGACAGUAAAGGUAAUCGCACUAAUCCUAAAAGUCUACCAGCGUCUUUACGCCGAUUAUCCAAAUCAUAUUGAAGCCAACUUAUCAAUGCUUGGAAUACAAUUUCUUCAUCUGGAAUGUUCAAGUCAUCGGAUUCUAAUAGCUUAGCAACGUCGUCAGCAGACAAUAAGAAAAACUCAUGGUUCUUCAUUACUUCCAUAAAGUGUACGGUUGCAUAAGUGUGAGCGACAUUCAACAAAUGUCCACAACCUUGAGUAUCAGCAAACAUACGUAUGCCCAGACAAUUGCUAGGAUGAAGCUGUUUUAUUAAAAAUUGACAACAAGCCUUCACGACAGCAUCUAUUUGCAAUAAAUUAGCCGUUGCUAAAAGAGUUUCUACACUCUCUUCUCGCAAUUCUAUGAUUCCUAAAAAAAAAUAAUGCAUCGUGUUACUAAU